Cavenderia fasciculata is the source of this 1038-nucleotide messenger RNA. RefSeq lists its product as uncharacterized. Gene Ontology annotation, molecular function: protein binding. The record is from RefSeq and is a predicted model, not a curated record. The transcript is spliced from 3 exons. Bases 1 to 1038 code for a protein of 345 amino acids. NCBI's taxonomy places the organism in Eukaryota, Evosea, Eumycetozoa, Acytosteliales, Cavenderiaceae.
AUGGAAGAUGAUGAUGCAUUUGGUAAUAUAGAGUGUGAAGAAUAUGAACCAAAAGGAAAGAAAUCAAUACCAAAAGUUGAUUACACUCCAAAGAUUGAUGAUCACCUUUGGUUCUUGGAUUGUAUAGAUAAAGAAGAAAUGGAGAGAAUAUUAAAAAAGGAUUUAAAAGAAUUAAAGGUCAAAGAAAAUGUAGAUAGAAAGAGAUUAAAAGUAAUGUUAAAGAGUAUCUAUUACAAGAUUGAUUAUCUCUAUCUCAAUCAAGACUAUGAAAAGUGUCUUGAAUGUUGUCAACAAAUAAGAAACUUUAACCGGGUGUUACAAGAUAAAACAUCAAAGUUAUUGGUACCUGAUCUAGAGAUUAGAUGUUCCUAUCGACUAGGACACUAUCAAUCUGCUAUCGACAAGAUUAUCAAAUUUGAAGAAUCAACUCUUUCAAAUAUUAAUAGAGCCGCUGCUCAAAAAUAUAUGGAUAUUCUUAUAUUAUAUCCACAAUCUUUACAUCAUCUUUUAAGAUUUAAUGAAUCAAUUGUACAAUAUCAAAAAUGUAUUGUUAUAUCUAAUUUUGUUUGGGAAUGGUGGUUUAAUAUGGCAUUGGCAUAUAUUGGAUUACCAAUUGAAGCAAUCAACAAAAAUAAUUAUAAAUCAUUGAUUGAUGGUGACACUAUGAAAAUCACAAACCAAUUACAAUCACUAUUGGAUCAAUCGUUUAGCAUGAAUAACAACAUAUCAGAUAAUCAUUUAUUUUGUGCACAUUAUAGUUUAAAGUCAACAUUAUAUUUCAUUCAACAAUCGAUCAAUGUAAAGAAGAGAUUAGACGCUAAAUUAAAUUAUGCCAAACCAUUACAAUCUAUUUUGGUUAUCAUUCAACAUUUACUAGAUCAAUGUAAUAUUGAUCAUAUCGAUAUUCAUUCAACAACUUUAACAACUUCAACGACAAUACCAUUCAAUGACUUUGAAAUUAAACAUUUUGUUGAAUUUAAAGAAAUGCUUCAACCAGAUGAUGAUGAUGAAGAGGAAAUAAAUCCAUAUGAUUUAUAA